Molecule: messenger RNA, 610 nt
Organism: Papaver somniferum (opium poppy)
Lineage: Eukaryota; Viridiplantae; Streptophyta; Magnoliopsida; Ranunculales; Papaveraceae
Exons: 1
Coding region: 112-495 (127 amino acids)
Biological process (GO): photosynthesis
Cellular component (GO): membrane; photosystem II
Source: RefSeq, a predicted model, not a curated record
UGAAUUCUAAAUCUCUCAUUCACAACACUCAAAUCCUUCCCUGACAUCCAAAGCUUCUUCUUCUGUGUUUAGGUAUCUUCGGAGUUAGAGAAAGAGAAGUUUGACAGAGAAAUGGCAUCCACCUCAGCUGUUUCAAUGGCUAUGCCAUUAACAUCAUCAAGCCAGAAGAGGAGCAGCGUGUUGAGCUCAGAUGCUUCUUUCUUGAAGGCUAUGCCAUCAUUGAAGACAUCGAAAGCAGUUGCAUUAACUUCAUCAUCAAGAGUGAAUUCAAGGCUUCAAGUGAAGGCAUCUUUGAAGGAGAAGAUGGUUUCAGGCUUGACAGCCGCUACAUUGGCAGCAUACAUGGUUAUGCCUGAAGUUGCAGAGGCUGCGUCAGGAGCUUCUCCAUCUCUCACAAACUUUUUGAAAAGUAUUGUUGCAGGUGGAGUCGUAGUUGGUGGUAUCAUUGGUGCUGUUAUUGCCGUCUCAAACUUCGACCCUGUCAAGAGAACCUAGGGAUAUUUUUUCCUUUUGUUGUUUGUAAUUCUAUGAAUAUUGUUCUUGUGUGUUGUUUUAACGCUUAUAUAUGAUUUUAUUCUUCGCAAUGAAAGAUAUCUGUGUUCUUUAUUUA